AUGAAGCUCCAUCUCAUAUCGCUUCUUUCUCUGAAUACCCUCGCAUUAUCUGUGCCUAACCCUCUUCCUGGUAGUGACAACGUCGUAGUCCGUGACCCGGCUAUCGCGUUCAAUCCCGACAGCAACAAGUACUUCGUGUUCUCUACCGGCGGAGGGAUCAACAUCUUCACUAGCUCUUCAUUGAACGGGCCCUGGACGAGCUCCGGCUCCGUCCUUCCGAACGGUUCCAAAAUAAAUACGUCCAACCCAAAUAUCUGGGCUCCAGACGUGCACUCCGUAAACGGCCAAUACACCCUUUAUUACUCAUUGUCGACUUUGGGUAGCCAAAACUCAACAAUCGGGGUGGCAACCAGUCCUUCUAUGGAACAGGGCACGUGGGACGACCUUGGCCCAGUGAUCGGCUCGAAGGAUGGCGACUCCUACAAUGCCAUCGACGCAAAUUUGAUUGAUGCCGAAGGGCUCAAGCUCUCGUUCGGAUCGUACAACGACGGGAUCUUCCAGAUUCCAUUGUCAGAUAUCCACACCCCCGCUGCUAACCUGCCAGGGACUCACCUCGCUGGUGCUAAUAAGGAACCGACGGAGGGCGGCUUUACCUACAAGCCUCAAAGCUCUCAGUAUUACUUCCAGUUCUUUUCUAAUGGUUUCACUCCUCUCGUCAACACCACUACACCACGUCCAGCUCCAGGAGGGGAAUACAAGGUGCUGGUUGGCCGUAGCGAGAACGUUUCGGGCCCGUUCCUGGACAAAACCGGCAACGACCUGACAAAAGAUGCCAGCCCGCCGACUGGGACGCUUGUACUCGGCUCGCAUGACAACAUCUACGCACCCGGCGGGCAAAGCAUCUUCUUCGACGCCAACAGCGGACGCGACCUGAUUGUCUAUCACUAUGUUCGCAACGACUCUUACGGUGGACCGUCCUACCUGGGCAUCAACUUCCUCGACUUCACGUCGGGAUGGCCCGUGGUGGUUGGCGAAUAA
Messenger RNA from Dichomitus squalens LYAD-421 SS1, 978 nucleotides. Its product is annotated as glycoside hydrolase family 43 protein. The transcript has 6 exons. Gene Ontology annotation, biological process: carbohydrate metabolic process. Bases 1 to 978 code for a protein of 325 amino acids. Lineage: Eukaryota; Fungi; Basidiomycota; Agaricomycetes; Polyporales; Polyporaceae. The record is from RefSeq and is a predicted model, not a curated record. Gene Ontology annotation, molecular function: arabinan endo-1,5-alpha-L-arabinosidase activity.